AUGAAUUCUUUAAGCAAGAUAGUACCCAUAUCCAGGGGUAUUAUAUACAGUCAAAACAGUAUAAGAAGCUUGUCUACACAAGUUUUACGAUCAACAAACGUACAUUAUCUCAGAUCAAGAUAUGGCUCAAAUCCCGUGGCAAAUUCUAGAAGAUUUGCAUCUCACUCAACAAUAAACUUGUUACAACAACAAGAACAGAUUGCAAACAAUGAAUUAAAUAACCCUCAAGCACAGUUAGAAUUUUACAAAUCAUUAUUGGCUUAUAAUUACCCACAUAUUUUGGUUCAGAGAUUUGAAACCCCAGGUAUUGCCUCAUCCCCAGAAUGUGUACAGUUGUACAUCGAUGCAUUGAAUAAAGUUGGACAAACUGCUAAAGCAGCCGAAGUUGCUCGACAACAACAACAACAGCAGUAUCAGUAUCAAACUAACGGGGGCAACAUAGGUGUUGGAUUACCAUAUGGAUUUGGUUCAAGACAAGAGCCAGUUCAUGUUGUUGUUAGUGAAUCAUUAUUGACAAUUUUAUCAAAAUGGUUAAAAUGGUUGAUCCCCAUUGCCUUGUUAACCUAUGGUGCUACUAAUGCGUUUAAUUAUUUGGUGGAAAAUGGAACUAUUUUUAGAAACAGUGAAACCAGUGAUAAAUCAGUUGAUGUUUCUCAAAGUACAGUUAGAUUUAAAGAUGUUCAAGGUUGUGACGAGGCAAGAGCUGAAUUAGAAGAGAUUGUCGAUUUCUUGAAAGAUCCAUCCAAGUUUACGGGGUUAGGUGGUAAAUUACCAAAAGGAGUUUUAUUAACUGGACCUCCAGGUACUGGUAAGACAUUAUUGGCAAGAGCUACUGCUGGUGAAGCAGGAGUACCAUUCUUUUUUAUGUCAGGAUCGGAAUUUGACGAAUUAUACGUGGGAGUUGGUGCUAAAAGAAUUAGAGAACUAUUUAGUCAAGCACGUGACAAGGCACCAGCAAUUAUAUUUAUUGAUGAAUUGGAUGCCAUUGGAGGCAAAAGAAAUCCCAAAGACCAAGCAUAUGCUAAGCAAACAUUGAAUCAAUUGUUAGUUGAAUUGGAUGGAUUCAGUCAAACUGAAGGGAUCAUUAUUAUUGGUGCAACUAAUUUCCCAGAAUCUUUAGAUAAGGCAUUGACGAGACCUGGGAGAUUUGAUAAAGAAGUUAUUGUUGAUUUACCAGAUGUUAGGGGUAGAAUAGAUAUCUUGAAACACCAUAUGCAAAAUGUUGAAACUGCCGAUGACGUUGAUCCUUCCAUUAUAGCUAGAGGAACCCCUGGGUUGUCUGGUGCUGAAUUAAUGAACUUGGUGAACCAAGCUGCAGUCCAUGCGUCGCAACUAUCUGCGCCAGCUGUGGACAUGAAUCAUUUUGAAUGGGCCAAAGAUAAGAUUUUGAUGGGUGCAGCUAAGAAAAAGAUGGUUAUAACUGAAGAAAGUAGAAUAAAUACUGCAUACCACGAAGCUGGUCAUGCAAUUAUGGCUAUGUUUUCUAAAGGUGCCACGCCAUUAUAUAAGGCCACAAUUUUGCCUAGAGGACGUGCAUUGGGUAUCACUUUUCAAUUACCAGAAAUGGAUAAAGUGGACAUGAGUAAACAGGAAUGUUUUGCUAGAUUGGAUGUUUGUAUGGGCGGUAAAAUUGCUGAAGAAAUGAUCAAUGGUAAGGAAAACGUUACAUCCGGAUGUGCUUCUGAUUUGUCGAAUGCAACAAGUGUUGCUAGGGCCAUGGUUACAUCGUAUGGUAUGAGCGAUAAAAUCGGACCAGUUCGAUUAAGUGAUGACUGGGAGAGUUGGUCGCCCCAGAUUAGAAAUAUGGCCGAUAAUGAAGUCAGAGAUUAUUUGUUGGAGAGUGAAAAAAGAACUAGAAAAUUGUUAUAUGAUAAAAGAUUAGAAUUGAAACGAUUGGCGGAAGGUUUAUUAGAAUACGAGACAUUGACUAAGGAGGAAAUGGAGAAAGUUGUUAAAGGCGAGCCUAUAAACAAGGCCAAGACAAUGAGUAAUACUGUUAUUAAAAAGUCAAGUAAAUCCAGUGAGAUCAAAGAUAUACUCAAUGACCCGAUGCCAACAGCAUAA
Messenger RNA from Candida dubliniensis CD36, 2064 nucleotides. It is a transcript of the gene YME1, whose product is annotated as i-AAA protease. Lineage: Eukaryota; Fungi; Ascomycota; Pichiomycetes; Serinales; Debaryomycetaceae. The transcript has a single exon. Gene Ontology annotation, molecular function: metalloendopeptidase activity; ATP-dependent peptidase activity; ATP binding. Bases 1 to 2064 code for a protein of 687 amino acids. Gene Ontology annotation, biological process: mitochondrion organization; protein quality control for misfolded or incompletely synthesized proteins. The record is from RefSeq and is a predicted model, not a curated record. Gene Ontology annotation, cellular component: mitochondrial inner membrane.